This is a messenger RNA of Megalops cyprinoides (Indo-Pacific tarpon), 1622 nucleotides long. Its product is annotated as solute carrier family 41 member 1-like. Gene Ontology annotation, molecular function: monoatomic cation transmembrane transporter activity. Gene Ontology annotation, biological process: monoatomic cation transport. The record is from RefSeq and is a predicted model, not a curated record. Gene Ontology annotation, cellular component: plasma membrane. Lineage: Eukaryota; Metazoa; Chordata; Actinopteri; Elopiformes; Megalopidae. Bases 71 to 1552 code for a protein of 493 amino acids. The transcript has 11 exons.
AAUGGAUACACCUGGCUAGCUAGCUAUUGCCAGUGGAGAGUGGAGCGACCUGGUUUGAAUCUGGGCAAAGAUGAAGAGCACAGACAUGCCGGGGGAAGAGCUACGCCAGAGGAAGGGAGGGGGACGCUCCAAAAAGUCCAAGGCAAAGGGAAAGAGCCGGCAGGGUGGCAGUGCGAGUGAGCGUCUGCUGAGCGGUCCGGAUGGCCAGGAGGUGCCGCCGAGCCCAGAUCCGUCCCUAGUCCCGCCCCCAAAAAAGGGCGUGGAGGAGAAGCCCAAGGCGGCUAAAGCCAAGAUUGAGGAAGAAUCCUUUGCCGCCAUCUGCCUCCAGGUGCUGUUCCCUUACCUGCUGGCUGGAAUGGGGAUGGUGAUGGCGGGGAUGGUGCUGGACAGCGUACAGCACUGGGAGGUCUUUAAAACGAUCACGGAGGUGUUUAUCCUUGUGCCAGCUCUAGUGGGACUGAAGGGGAACCUGGAGAUGACACUGGCCUCUCGGCUCUCUACUGCAGCGAACACAGGACAGAUGGACGACCCUGAUCAGCAGUGGCUGAUGGUGUGCAGUAACCUGGCGCUCAUUCAGGUGCAGGCCACGGUUGUGGGGUUUCUGGCUGCUCUGGCAGCCGUGUUGCUGGGCGCUGUUUCCAGAGGCGGGGUGGAGCUGGACCAGGCGGCCGUGCUGUGUGCCAGCAGCGUCACCACUGCCUUUGUGGCGGCGCUGUCCCUCGGUCUGGUCAUGAUUGGGGUGAUCAUCGGCUCCAGGAAAGUAGGGAUCAAUCCCGACAAUGUGGCCACACCCAUCGCCGCCAGUCUGGGCGACCUGAUCACCCUGUCUCUGCUGGCAGGUGUCAGCAGCGCCCUCUACCAGUACAGAGAUGUGUGGUACCUCUCCCCCCUGGUGUGCGGCCUCUUCCUUGUUUUGAUCCCAAUCUGGGUGGUUAUUGCCCGCCGUAGCCCACAGAUCCAGGAGGUGCUGAGGUCUGGAUGGCAGCCUGUCAUCGUGGCUAUGUCAAUCAGCAGCAUCGGGGGCCUCAUUCUGGACAAGACGGUGAGCGACCCCAACUUUGAGGGCAUGGCUGUCUUCACUCCUGUCAUCAAUGGAGUCGGGGGUAACCUGGUGGCUAUCCAGGCCAGCCGGAUUUCCACCUACCUACACUUCUGGAGUGUGCCUGGGGUCCUGCCCCACAAGAUGAGACAGCACUGGCCCAACCCCUGUGCCACCUUCUUCUCCGCAGGUGUCAACUCUAAGUCGGCCAGGGUCCUGUUCCUGCUGGUGGUCCCGGGUCACCUGGUCUUCCUCUAUGCCAUCCACCUGUUGCAGGGCGGCCACACCGCUGUCACCCUCACAUUCACCUGCUGCUAUCUGUGUGCGGCUCUGCUCCAGGUGGGGAUCCUCCUGUACGUGGCUGACCUAAUCGUGCGACUGAUGUGGAGGCGGGGCCUCGACCCGGACAACUUCUCCAUCCCGUACCUGACGGCGCUGGGAGACCUCCUGGGCACGGGCUUCCUGGCGCUCUGCUUCCACGUGGUCACGCUGGCCGAGGGGGUGGGCCUUUGAGAGACACAGUGGGGGGCCCCUCUCACACAUCCGUCUCCCCUCCCUGGAGUCAGCGCACAGAGGGCCCCCC